Lactuca saligna is the source of this 498-nucleotide messenger RNA. NCBI's taxonomy places the organism in Eukaryota, Viridiplantae, Streptophyta, Magnoliopsida, Asterales, Asteraceae. The record is from the annotation of a GenBank genome assembly.
AUGGCUGAAGAUAUGGCCAAACAGAUUUCUCAAAGGGAGAAGAAGAAGUCACACAAACUUUUUAUCACCACUGAAUCCACAGAAGAUGAAGAUGAACACAUUCCUGAAACACCUGAAGUAAAACUUACAAAGGAAAGUUUGACUCCUGAGCAGACAAUGGUCAUAUCACCCAAAGAUUCGUCUGCCAAGUUAUUUCAUAAGGAGGCACGAAAUUUAGACAUCAAUGCAAAUGUAUCUCAUACGGAUGUAAAUGUCAGCAUGGGUGAUGGAGAAUCAAAGACAGCAGCUCAAGGUAAUAUUGAUUCUCUUGUUUCGUUACCUCCACAAAUCACACCAAUUACACCUUUUACUUCAACCACAGACCCACCCACAUUCGAAAAUAUAAUCAAUCAACCAUUUACUUCCAUUUUUUCUUUUCAAUCCACUGAUCCAUCCAAAACCAAUUCCCCUGGUAAAGACUCAAGUUUUAUGGAAACUGAUAUUGACAAUGAGGUUUAA